GUAAAUAUUGUCAAUUUAUGGCCCAUGGCUAAUGUCAAUGUAAAUUUGUCAUUUUGAAUGUAACAAUCCUCAUAAAAAUGCCUCCUACAGCAACUAUCAAAAAAGUUUUAAACACAAAAACUUUGAAAAAAGGUCGCCAAAGUAAUAGUCGCGUUGAGGAUGGAGACGACUUAGAAGAAUGGAAAAAGUCCAAACAACUAUUACGCCCAAAAGACCAGCUCGAAUUAAGCGAAGGAGAAUUAAAAGACAUAAUCGCACGACAAUUAGGAACAAAUGACCCUCUAAUUCCGCAAAAUUUAGUCCAAUUCAACUAUGCCCAAGGAGGUUUUGAGUUAAUGCCACCCGCAGGUCCAAUGAUUGUUGUUUAUGAAGCUCAAGGCACCCAAAUUCAUAAAGAAUCAGAGGAAGCAAAAAAACAGGUUGUUGAGCAAGGACUUGACCCUUCAAUUUUGGAAAUAAGUCAAAGUACUGAAACUCUGCAGGUUGAAGAACCAAUUCCGGUGAUACCUGAGGAAGUAAUUGAGAUAGAUGAAGAAGUUACAGCUGAAGAAAGUGAAAGACUGGAGGAGGAAACAGAAGCUGAAGAGGGUGAAGGUGAUGCCGAGGGUGAAGGAGAGGGUGAGGGUGAAGGUGAGAGUGUCAGACCUGACGAUGAAGAUGAGAAGCCCCAAACCAGUGGGAAACCAAAGAAAUUGACGAACCAAUUUAAUUUUUGCGAACGUGCUGCUCUUACGUAUAAUAAUCCAAUGAGAACUCAAGAAACACAAACUAUUCCUCCACCUAUGGGAACUUUUUCGGCUAAUGUUUUACAAUGGAUAAUUUAUGAUGCGUACCAAGAGGAUUUUGAGGCACAACAGUUGGAAAAGGAACUUGAGAGAGAAAGGAAAGAGAAAGAAAAAGCACCAGUUUCGAAACAUGCAGCCAUGGUGAAGAAACUGGUCGGAAAAGCGCAUCAGUUGAGUGAAGCUGUCCAAGGACGGGUUUUAGAAUGUUGGAAGGUUUUGGAACGGAUGGUCAACCAAAAUACCUUUGAUGAUAUAGCUAAAGAUUAUAGAUACUGGGAGGACCCAUCCGAUGAAUUUCGUGAUGAGGAAGGUACUUUGUUGCCUUUGUGGAAAUUCCAUUACGACAAAACUCGAAAAAAUACGGUUACUGAUAUUGAAUGGAACCCACACUAUUAUGACUUAUUUGCAGUUUGUUUCGGUUUCUUGGAUUUCAUGAAACCGUUAGAAGAAGGCGCAGUUUGUCUCUUCACUUUGAAAAAUCCUUCAUUUCCCGACUAUAUCUGCAUGACGGAUUCCGCAGUCAUGUGUGUAGAUACUCAUCCUAAAUAUCCUUACAUGGUGGUAAUAGGAUUAUACGAUGGUAGUGUUAGGGUUUACAACGUUCAAGCCACUUGUAAACAACCUGCCUUUAGAAGCAAUAAUGUCACAAAUAAGCACAGAGGCAUAGUCUGGGAAGUUAAAUGGGCACCUGAUUUGCCCGAUGGUGAAAUGAAUUUUUAUUCGGUGUCGGAAGAUGGUAAAAUCAAUAAUUGGGUUUUAAUGCAAAAUGAUUUAGCUGUGACAACAAUUAUUACUUUGUUUUUGGCUAAAGAUGAGGUUUUUGGGCCGGAUGGUACAAAAUUAAAAGUCAAAGGCUGCGCUUCUUGUGUAAAAUUUCAUCCUAAACAACCUCUCAUCUAUUUGGUUGGGACUGAAGAAGGCAACAUCUAUAAAUGUAGUACCGCUUACAGUUCUAUGUUUCUCCUAACUUACGAGGCGCACCAUAUGCCAGUCUAUAGAAUAGACUUCAAUAGGUACAAUUCCGAUAUUUUUAUAUCGUGUAGCGGUGAUUGGAGGAUCAAAAUUUGGGAAGACAACAGAUUGGAGCCACUUUUCGUUUUUGAUGUCGGAGCUUGUGUUGGUGAUGUAAAAUGGGCCCCUUAUUCCUCCACUGUCUUUGCAGCAGUAACCAGUGAAGGGAAAGUUUACGUUUUUGAUUUAAAUGUAAAUAAAUACAAACCGAUUUGUGUCCAAGCCAUUGUAUCCAAACGGAGGAACAAACUGACAAGGAUUUCCUUUAAUCCGAAAUUGCCUAUUAUAAUUGUUGGAGAUGACAAAGGAUGUGUACAAACUUUAAAACUGUCACCUAAUUUAAGAAUUCCUUGCAAAGCACCGAAGAAACAACAACAUUUGGAUCAAUGGACCCUUCAGUGUAUGAAGUUAGACAAACUGUUGUCCCUAGUAAGAGAACCAGGAGCGCUAGACCUUCCUGAGGAUACGGCAGAGUCAAUAGAAUCAUAAAUAAGCGUAUUUUAUCGGUAAACUUUAUUAACAUUGAAUAAACUUCUACAUAAAUAUUUAAACAAUAUUUUUUAACAAAACGCUUUGGCACAUAGUCGUGUAACAUAAUAUAGAGUUCACAUUUGAAGAAUUGAGCAACUAAUUAGGUACAAUAGUCAUUAAAUAACAACCUCUUGUUUAGUAAAAGUGAUUGAACAAAAUACUUUCGUACAUCUU
Messenger RNA from Tribolium madens (black flour beetle), 2501 nucleotides. Its product is annotated as dynein intermediate chain 2, ciliary. Gene Ontology annotation, cellular component: outer dynein arm. NCBI's taxonomy places the organism in Eukaryota, Metazoa, Arthropoda, Insecta, Coleoptera, Tenebrionidae. The record is from RefSeq and is a predicted model, not a curated record. The transcript has 10 exons. Gene Ontology annotation, molecular function: dynein light chain binding; dynein heavy chain binding. Gene Ontology annotation, biological process: cilium movement; outer dynein arm assembly. Bases 78 to 2285 code for a protein of 735 amino acids.